CUGAGGCAGACAAUGGUCAGAGCUCCCUAGCAGCCUCCGGAACAGGUCCGGGUCAGGCUGGGGCUUAGCUGCAGAGCCCUGGAAGCUCCCUCCCUGCCAGGUGAAGAGUCCUAGUAUCUUGCUCCCCAUCCUGGGCCUAGGGGAGGGGCCAGUGUUGCUAAAAUUAGGAGAAAUUCAAAGAUAGACUCCCGUGGCUUCCUGGGAAAGGGAGAAGCUAGGUGAGGUCAGAACCAACCGCUUUGUGCGGGCUUCUCUGCUUCCCGCGCCCCUGGCGGGGUGGGCCUGGGGAGGGUGGAUGGCACCUCCAUCCCCCCCAUACUGUCCCUGGUUCACAGGGAGCGUGCCAGUUCCAGCCCCCGCCCCAGCUCCUGCCCUUCCUGGCUGGGGUUCCCUCAUCAGAAAUGGCAAGGGAUAGUGAGUUUGGGGAGCCCCCUCCCACGGUAGUAGAAAACAGCAGAUGGGGUGUUUGUGGUGACCCCCCAGGAAGAGGGCUGAGAGGGGCUGGACAGACAGAUGCUCUGCCAGCCUCGGCCAAGAGCAACCUGUGGGGGGAGAUGCUGGGACUCAGGAAACCAAAACCCCGGCUUUUGUCCUGGGGGAGCCCACCCACAAAGUGGCACUUGACUGUGUGCGGCUGGCGAAGGGCUGAGUGAGGCUCAGAGCUGGGGCCUGAAACCAACACGGGCCUCUCCAAGGUUGGCCCGGGAGGCAGACCCCGGGUCUGGCCGCCCUCCCUGGACGCGCAACCUCGGAACAUCGGGCGGAUUAUUGACGGGCCAAUGGGCUCCUACCCGGGCUGAGGCCACAGUGGUGUCCUGGCUGCUCCCUGGCCUCGCUUUAACCUGACCCCGGCUGCUGGUGGGAGUUAACCCUUUACUCAGCACAGGAAGCACCCCUGGUUUGGGUAAAAAUGGCCGGUGUGUCCUUAUUUUUCUUGUUCUUGUUGGCGUGGGCGAGAGGCGUGCUUUGUGCUGUUGAAGCUGCUUGCGGGCUGCAGCUGGGAGUAAAGGGGGCCGCGGGGUGAGCCCAUGGGGCCAGGCAGUGAGGCUGGGACUCGGGCCGAUGGACAGCCCUCCCGACACCUGUGUCUCUCUGAGCAGAUGUGCACCCCCAGCAACACGCCGGCCACGCCGCCCAACUUCCCCGACGCCCUGGCCAUGUUCUCCAAGCUGCGCACGUCCGAGAGCCUGCAGAGCGGCAACAGCCCCAUGACGGCCGUGGCCUGCUCGCCCCCUGCAAACUUCAGCCCCUUCUGGGCCUCGUCCCCGCCCAGCCACCAGGCCACCUGGAUGCCGCCCUCCUCCCCGACGGCCCACAGCUUCCACCACCUCCACCACCCACAGCCCACGUGGCCCCCCGGAGCCCAGCAGGGGGGCGCCCCGCAGAAAGCCAUGGCUGCCGUGGACGGCCAGAGAUGAGACUGGACACGCCGCGCGCUGGGCUGGAGCUGGGCAGUCUGGGUCGUGGGGACACAGGAGGGCCGGGUCGGGGCUGGGGCGGCGGGGGUUUCCUGAAGAUCGCACUGGAAGGUUUUAUAAAGGAAUUUUGGGGGGUGGGGGGGAAUAGCAAACUUCCUGAGCCACUUGGGUCCUUCAGGAGUUUCUCUUCAGGCAAGUUUUUUCUGUUUUUAAUAUAUAACUGUAAUAUAUAAAUAUAUAAAUAUGACUAACUAUG
Myotis lucifugus (little brown bat) is the source of this 1674-nucleotide messenger RNA. It is a transcript of the gene UBALD2, whose product is annotated as UBA like domain containing 2. The coding region runs from base 1029 to 1418 and encodes 129 amino acids. The record is from RefSeq and is a predicted model, not a curated record. NCBI's taxonomy places the organism in Eukaryota, Metazoa, Chordata, Mammalia, Chiroptera, Vespertilionidae. The transcript has a single exon.